Phycodurus eques (leafy seadragon) is the source of this 2712-nucleotide messenger RNA. It is a transcript of the gene kctd12b, whose product is annotated as potassium channel tetramerisation domain containing 12b. Gene Ontology annotation, molecular function: protein binding. The record is from RefSeq and is a predicted model, not a curated record. Lineage: Eukaryota; Metazoa; Chordata; Actinopteri; Syngnathiformes; Syngnathidae. Gene Ontology annotation, biological process: regulation of G protein-coupled receptor signaling pathway; protein homooligomerization. The transcript has 2 exons. The coding region runs from base 474 to 1901 and encodes 475 amino acids.
CGCGCAAGGGGGACUGAAGAGAGCCAAGCAGACGAUGGAAAGCAUUCACCUCUUCCUGUACACCUUCCUCGUGUCUCACUACUUGUGGAGCGUCGUCUUCAUCUUGUGGCUCUCCGUGAGCGGGACGCCCACGGAGCUCAGCAACUAUGGCUUGCCUCAUUGAAGUUGGCGAGCACGAGCGCGGAGACUCGCGUCCGAGUCGCUAUGGACUCUUGUGAAAUUCCUGCGCUUCCUCUUCUGCGAGCCCAAGCAGGAUUUCCGCAGGAUAUCCAUUUCACAUAACGCUCGAGCCUGAAAUGCAUCAAGUUUUGGUAAUCGCGGCGAAAGGUUUUGUUUGAAUAGUACGUGCGUAAACGCAUUAUUAUUAUUAUUAUUUUAAUUUUUUUUUGCUUGCGCAUGCUUACUUUUUUGGGACUCGGUAGUCAAUCGAUAAGGUCCAGUCUUGCCAAGUGAACUUUGCGCACAAGUCCGCCAUGGCUUUACCAGACAGCGGCAUAUCCGCAGAGGAAGUUCCCUUCCCGGAGAUCGUAGAGCUGAAUGUCGGCGGUCAGGUGUACAUAACCCGCUACUCCACGCUCACAAGUGUGCCAGACUCCCUUUUGUACGAGAUGUUCAGCCGCAAGUCGGCCAAAGGACUGGCCAGGGACACCAAAGGGCGUUUCUUCGUGGACCGGGAUGGCUUCCUUUUCCGCUACAUCCUGGACUACAUGCGGGACCAGCAUCUGGUCCUUCCCGACCACUUUCCCGAGCGCGGGCGUCUGCAGCGGGAGGCCGAGUUCUUCAACCUGCCCGAGCUCGUCAAGCAACUGGCGCCCAAAAUAAGCAAGCAGAACUCGUUGGGAGACGACGGGUGUCAGAGCGACCCGGAGGACUCCUCGCCCGGGGCGGACGGCGUCCGGAAUCUGGGGUCGCUCGGCGCGGCGGCGGCGGCCUGCGCCGGCCUCGCGCCCCACUCGAUGGAUGGGAAGAAAUCCGGCUUCGUCACCAUUGGCUACCGCGGCUCGUACACCCUUGGCCGCGACAGCCACACCGAUGCCAAAUUCCGUCGGGUGGCCCGGAUCAUGGUCUGCGGGAAGACGUCCCUGGCCAAAGAGGUCUUCGGGGAGACCCUGAACGAGAGCCGCGACCCCGAUCGCCCGCCGGAGCGCUACACGUCCCGCUACUAUCUCAAGUUCACCUUCCUGGAGCAGGCCUUCGACAAGCUGGCCGACGCCGGCUUCCACAUGGUGGCCUGUAACUCCACGGGAACCUGCGCUUUUGCCCACGAGCAGACGGACGACAAGAUCUGGACCAGCUACACCGAAUAUGUGUUCCACCGUGGUUCAUCGGUGAUUCCCAAAGCCAACACAACUUCAGAUUUCCGCAUUCUCCCUGAAGCGGCCCCAACCAAACCUCAGGCUGAGUCGGCUUCAGUGGAACCCAGCAGCAACAGCAGCACAAGCUUUGGUGGUCGAACCCAAAGCCUCCCAGAAAGUAGCAGCAUCCCAACACCGGACGUACGACCCCUUAACUCCCCCCCCCCUCCCCUCACACCUCCACUUCCUUCUCCUCCAUCACUUCCCCCGAGAAGCCCCGAACUCCCCCCUCCACCCCCCCAUGUCCCAACACAGGCGCUGCCCUCAACCAAACCUUGCCCUACCCCCAGUCCUCCCUCGACUCCGCCUCCCUUCGAGAGCACCCAGCACCCAACCAACCUCAUCCUAAAGACGCUGCCCCGGCUCACUCCGCGAGAGAACGGAGGUCCCCUUACUGUUGUGAAUGAAGAUGAGGAGGAGAGAAAGAUGCUGGAGGAGGAUCUAAAGAAAUGCAUUGACGACUUCAAAAAGAUCCGCAUGCCCAAAGUGUUUCCAGAUCGUAAGAGGCACUGGCAAAAUGACUUGCUCAAGAAGUACAAUGCGUAGUGUGCAUCUGUUUAAACAUGCCCAUGUUAUAACAAUGAACAGUAGAGUCCACAGUAUUUCCAUGGUGCUUGUAUCCACAUUUUGUGACCGCUGUUGACAAGUUUCCUCAAGCUCUACAAUUAGAUGCCAUCAGCAAUGCAAUACACUGAGCAGAGUGCUUAGCCCUCAGCUAGUUUACAUGUUAGCAAUAACCAAGUUUGAAUGCAUUUGUGUUCAAACAUAUUAAAUAUUUUCAACGGUACAGUACAUCAUUGAUAAUGUGAUGCGCUUAUUUUUAAAUUUGCUCUUGACACUACGACAUUGUCAAUAACAAGUUAUGGGUGGGUCGCUACUAUUCAAAUUUGCAAAAAAGACAACCAGUUCAGGGUGUACCCCACCCUGAACUGGUUGUCAACCAAUCGCGGGGCACAUACAAAAACAAACAACCAUUCGCAUUAACGUACCAUAAAUGUUUUUGGGAUGUGGGAGGAAACCGGAGUACCCGGAGAAAACCCACACAAACACGGGGAGAAAAUGCAAACUCCACACAGGAUAGCCACAGCCAUGCGAUAAAUAUAUUUGUAAAAAUACUUUCACAGGCACUCAAUGCAAGAAAACAAGAUGAUUAAAAGGAGAGAGGAUAUGACCAACCAAAUCCUCAAAUUUGAUAGAGCGUGCAGGAGGACGACUCACAAGAAAUGUACAUGCUUGGAGGAAAAAACUGAUAAAAGUAUAUGUUGAUAAUCAUCGAAAAUAUUAAAGUCCGUCAAUGUUGAGUUCUAAGCUUUUUCACUCUGCACUGCUUGUGAUUAAAAAGCUAAGCCGUUUUGUC